AUGGAGAGGGAACCCAAGGAUCUCGACAAGAAUGAUCCUAGCGAUGUGGCUUCAUUGAAGCAAGGUCGCAAGGACGGUGGUACAAAGCCGUUGUCGACCACUUCACCGGAAGCAAUUGCGGCGGGAAAGUUGGUUACUCCAACGCGAUUAUCUGAAUUGUUACUAACAAAGGGACCGUUAGCAAUAAGAUAUAUAACAAAUACACUUAGUGCGGAUAUACCUAGUUUCAAGGAUCUUUCCCUUUCGAAACAGAGGAGGCUUAUCAUGAGUGUAUUGGAGGCAGGAGAUGAGACGAAUAAUGUUGUCUUCGAAAAGAUAGGGUGGGGACAAUGGACCGCUAAAAAAGUUGAAGAUCCAGCUGCAUUUAUUAAUAUACGAAACUCAACAAAUAUUAAUAACUCGAAGAUUAAAGAAACGAUAAUCCAAGAGAAGGAAAAUAAGUUAUUGAAAAAGAAAGAAAGCUCAAAGAACUUGAUAAUUCAACAAUCAAACGACUCAAUAGCUCCUGACGAGAAGAUUGAAUUCCAAAAUGAAGAUGAGAAGCAUUCUAAGGAUAAACUCGAUCCGUUGAGAUCGACAUUAUAUAUUGAUGAGAAUGCAAUUAUCUCAGAUGACGAGUUAGAAGAUGAUGAUCAAUUCACUGAUCAUCUUUAUGAACUCGAAGAUGAACAAAAAUAUUUCUCUAAAAACUCAUUUGGUGAAGACACACAAAAACUAGAACUUUCUACAACUACUUAUAGAAGAAAUGAUUCAAAUUAUACUUUCAGUGAUAAAUUAAGAAGAAAACCAAGUAUUGUCAUAACGGAUUCAUCUCUUAUCCCUAAAUAUAACAAUAAUGAUUUUAUGGAUCAUGAAUUUUUUCAACAUAAAAAUAGGAAACAAAGAUCAAGAAGUCAUUCGAUUAGUAGUGCAAUUAGACCUUCAUUUUAUAAGAUAUCUCAUAUUUCAAUAGGUGACCUCCCCAAUCAAAGUAUUUUAAAGGAUUAUAGAGAAAAUGAAUUUCAAAAUAUUAAUCAUAAUAACAUAAUCUCACCAAAAGCUAGUAUGUCUCAAGAUGUAUUUAAAGGUGGUAUUCAGAAAAAAAGAAUUACUCUUUCUCCAAGGAAUCAUCACUUAGAUCAACACUUGGAACUAAUGAAAUAG
Messenger RNA from Tetrapisispora phaffii CBS 4417, 1143 nucleotides. It is a transcript of the gene STB3, whose product is annotated as Stb3p. The coding region runs from base 1 to 1143 and encodes 380 amino acids. Gene Ontology annotation, biological process: positive regulation of transcription from RNA polymerase II promoter by glucose. NCBI's taxonomy places the organism in Eukaryota, Fungi, Ascomycota, Saccharomycetes, Saccharomycetales, Saccharomycetaceae. Gene Ontology annotation, molecular function: sequence-specific DNA binding. The record is from RefSeq and is a predicted model, not a curated record. The transcript has a single exon. Gene Ontology annotation, cellular component: nucleus.